CAAGUCCAAGUAGGAGCAAGCCCCCACGCCGCGUCUCAUUGAUUAGGGCCGUCCUCGAAAGCGUGCUGCGCGCGUGGUACAGUACUUGAAUCCACCUGGGGUCCCCUCUGGCCCUGGCCGACUCAGAUUUUCGUCUUCCAGCGUAAGCCAGUGGUGAGCCACAGCGCAGGGGGGGGCGGAAAGGAACUGAAGGGGGAGGGGGAGCGGCCGGUCGAUCGAGGAUUCGAGGGUUCUCCCGCGGGAGGAAGGAGCCAUGGGAGUGGGGCCGGGGAGGAAGGAAAUGGGGCGGGCGGCGGCGGCACCGACGUCGAGGGCGACAGGAACGCACCAAGCCCGCGUCAACGGCAGUGCCAAUGCCAAGCCAGGUUCUGGAAGCAGAAGGUCUCGGUCGGGACAGCGAGGGCCGGGUGGCCCAGACAACAUGCGCCACAACUACCGCGGCGUUCGGCAACGCCCGUGGGGCAAGUGGGUGGCGGAGAUCCGCGAGCCCAACUCCGGCAGGCGCCACUGGCUGGGCACCUUCAGCACCCCCGUCGACGCGGCCCUCGCCUACGACCGGGCGGCCGAGGCCUUCCUCGGCAACCUCGCGCACCUCAAUUUCCCCGCUGACCACGCUGCCGCCGUCACCGUCGCCACAGCCGCGCCGGCGCAGUGGCAGCCCGCGUCCUGCUCUCCCGCUCCCGCCACCACCGCCGACGUCUUCGAGGAGAAUGAGGUGAAGCCGCUGAUUGAUGUUGCGCAGGGUGGGGCCGGAGCGGAGGUCGCCAGCCAGCCGCAGCAGCAGGGCGCUUCUUGGUUGUCGCCUGAGCCUCUGCUCGACGACGACCCGGAUGACAUUUCCAUGUACAUCGAUUUCGACGCUGUUGACCACAUGAUGCCUUGUUAUCAUGGCAUCAAGGUAGAGGAUUGCCAGCCUGACUGACGGGUUCGACGGCGACGGCGUCUACUCUCCGCUGUGGGCGCUGGGUGACUGAAAUGGUAUAUGCUGAGACUGUGAGACAGUGCGAGAUGGUCAUUUCGCUGACAACUUCUGAUGGUUCGUCUUUCUGGCAGGAUUAGGAAUGGAAUUUAGCUUUGUUGGUACCUGGUAGUCUCUUCUGGUUGUUUUAGUAGCUAGCUGAACUUCCUUGCGUGUAGGACAACAGUCGGUGGUGCCUUCGUCUGCAUAUUCUUUUGUCAGGUGACUGUCUGUAGUGAUCUGCAGAUUCUCAUCCUGUAUAGGAUUAGAGACCCAUGGCGAGUUAUGUUCUGUAAUGCCCUGAUUACUGUAUAAUGCAGCAAUCCCCUGGUGUCAUGAAAUGCUGAUUGGAUACAGACUUGGCGAUUUGUCAGGAUCCCAAGUUGUUUUCAGCUGACGGGCAUGAACAGCAGCACAAAAGAUU
Messenger RNA from Panicum hallii, 1382 nucleotides. RefSeq names its product dehydration-responsive element-binding protein 2D-like. NCBI's taxonomy places the organism in Eukaryota, Viridiplantae, Streptophyta, Magnoliopsida, Poales, Poaceae. The transcript has 2 exons. The record is from RefSeq and is a predicted model, not a curated record. Gene Ontology annotation, cellular component: nucleus. The coding region runs from base 254 to 922 and encodes 222 amino acids. Gene Ontology annotation, biological process: positive regulation of DNA-templated transcription; response to stress. Gene Ontology annotation, molecular function: DNA-binding transcription factor activity; transcription cis-regulatory region binding.